Molecule: messenger RNA, 2937 nt
Organism: Daphnia carinata
Lineage: Eukaryota; Metazoa; Arthropoda; Branchiopoda; Diplostraca; Daphniidae
Product: zeta-sarcoglycan-like
Exons: 8
Coding region: 1024-2055 (343 amino acids)
Biological process (GO): cardiac muscle tissue development; heart contraction
Cellular component (GO): sarcolemma; sarcoglycan complex
Source: RefSeq, a predicted model, not a curated record
UAAGUCACGCCACACCCUAAAAAAAACAUUGCAAAGGGGUUCUUUAUAAAAAAAAAAAAAAGACGUUCCCCUUUUUUGUGUGUGUGUGUGUGUGUCUGUGGUCUUGUUUGUGUAUUCCCGCACGUGCGUUACACGACAUUCCCCAAAAAGGAUGAACGGGAAUAGUUUUGAAGGCGUUCGUCACAUCUUUUUGAUGUGCCUGGUCCAAAUUUAGAAGAAAAAAAAAAAAAAAUAUAAGGAAAAUUCCUCGCCUCGGCUGAUGGCUUGCGGCAGAGUUAAAGAGACGUACCGAAACGAAUGAGCCACCGUCAAACAAAAAACAUUUUUUUUUUCAAACUCGCACCGCAUUUAAAAAUAAAACUAAAAACAAAAUAAAAAAAACACUGCUCGAUUCGGGGUAUCCAAUGCGCCAUUUUCAAGUUGACGUGCGUACGACACGGCAGAAAAACAGCAGUUGCUUAUCUCACAGUGUUUGCAUAUUUACCGUCCCACCGCCAUCACAUUUCUCUUUCUUUGUUUUUCUUUAGCUUGCAAACCGGAAAAAAAAAUAAAAAAUAAAAUAAGAAGAAGAAGAAGAACAAGAAAGAAAAAACCCCUGCCAGCCGGCCGGUAGGAUCUAAACUUGGAAGCCGUUGAAACAAACAACAAAAAUACACAACAACGACGAAGCAAGAAGAGGACGGACGAAAUACUCGCAUGUCUAUUUCUCUCUGUGGCUGACGCUCGGUGCGCGCUCUUAGUCGGCCGCGUGACGAGACCCAGUUUAGCCCCGUGAAAAACAACAACGACACCGACGCGGAUGUGAAAUUCCGACUGGCCGCAAACACAAUCUUGUUUUAAUUGAGUCUCGAGUGUUGAUUGUGCCGUGUUUGAUGGACAGCGUGCGUCUAUUGUAUAACAAAAAGCUUCGAGCCUCAGCAAAGGUUUUUUUACAACGUGAUUGUUGGAUCAUCGCCUACUUGACUCUAUCUCGGCAGCUGGUCUACUAUCAAAGAGAGGUUAUAAAAUUGAGGGAAAAGAAAAAUGAGUUGGAAUGCUGACGAUGGAACAACAGGGACUAGAAGGAGCCGACCUGGAAGAAGCCAUUCGGCGGCCGUAACCGAUUGGCUGGGUCGAACCUCAUCGGCCGGCUUGCCAUCGUCGCGUCACACGGGCCACGGUGGCGGCAGUUACCCGACGCAGUCGAGCCAACAGCUGCAACAGGAACAAGCGCGUCUCGUCCUAACGUUAACAGGCUGGCGUCGGCGCGCCCUAUUCGGCCUUUUGUUAACCCUCACCGUCAUCGUCAUCAUCAACCUGUCGCUGACUUUAUGGCUACUCCGUUCCAUGCAGUUCUCUCUGGACGGUAUUGGCAACAUGAAAAUCACGCCCAGCGGGAUCCAGCUGAACGGCGAAGCCAUGGUGCUCGACUCUUUAAUGACGUCACAAAUCAGUUCGAAACGAGGCCAGCCGCUCGUUUUCGACUCGAGCCAGAACAUCACGUUGACCGCCCGCGAUGCUCAAGGACGGGCGGCCAACAAAAUCUUUCUCGGUGAAGACAGGCUGGAGGUGGUGGCCAGAGAUUUCCGCGUGACCAACUCGAAGCAAGAGCUGCUCUUCGCGGCCAACCGCAAGGAAGUUGUCGUCGGCGCCGACAUCUUGCGAGUGUCAGGCGUGGGCGGUGCCGUGUUUGAAGGAUCGAUUCAAACGCCAUUGGUUCGAGCAGAAUCAGGAAACGAUCUCAGGUUGGAAUCUGCUACUCGAACGCUGCAAAUGCAAGCGCCGCAAGGGGUGGCGCUAGAAUCGCAGGCGGGUGACAUCACGGCAACAAGUUACGAAGAUUUAAGACUUUGGUCGACCGGCGGCUCGAUCAGAAUAGAUUCUUCGAGCGUCGUGUUGCCAAAUAUUCGCACGGCGCUAGUGACGUCAAAACGUUCAUCAUUUGGUUCGAAUAACCAGCAACAGACGGGCAGAUCAUCUGCCCAGAUAUAUCAGGUGUGCGUGUGCAGCAACGGCAGAUUGUUCCUGUCGCCGCCGCAUGGGUUGUGCGUAGCCGAUGGCACUAUCUGCGCAUAAACAUAAUUUCAAAAAACAAAUAAAUAAACUUUGAAAAGCCUACGCUUUCACGGCGUUACGCAGCAAAUGGAAAUGAAGACAAAAUUGAGGCCAACGCUCCGCAAAAGAAGAAUGCAAUAAAAUGUGGGACAUAACACCAAAGGAAACGUGUACAUACAACAACGCCGCAUUGCUAUUUGAAUGUGUACUGCCGCCAGUGCCGAAUCGUUUAGGCAACGCGCCAAUUUUGAAAAAAAAAAAAGGCAAAUAAUAUGUCGACGUUCACGACACAAAAAAGAAAAAAUGUCAAUAGUGUUGCUACAAAAAUUCAAGAUGAUUCAUGACAAUUAAUGUGCGUGAUAGUGAGGAUGUACGUGAAACAACGCCGAUCUACAUGGUGUGUGUGCGUGCAUAUUCAAAGUGCCGACUUGUUUCUGUAAACGACCCCACCCUGACGUUUACCGCCCGCUAGAUCAAAGUUCUCUUUAGACAUAUAAAAACACUAACCACUACAACAAGAAAUCCUUCCGUGGCAAACCAUCGGGUACUGCAAAGGUGGUCAAGCGACAAGCCAACUUCCCCUUCCCAAUCUUUUAUGUUUCCUUUUUUUUUUUUUUUUUUUUUUUGCAAUUUUGUUGCCAUUGUCCAGCGAUUUGACUGCUCAUGUAGCUGUACACGUUGCAACAACAGCUGGAGAAUGGCUACAAAAGAACGCGAAAACGGCCAAACGGGAUGUGCGUGUCUCACAAAUCGUCAAGCGCUGUGUUUUUCAAUGGAGGUCAAUAAACUUCUAGUAGGACGUAAAAGGGAAUAUUGAAAGUUAAAGUGGAAUAAAAACGAGAAGCAUCUGAUUGAAAGAAUGUUAAUGCUAAUGAUGAAAUACAAGUGUCUAUUGAUUUAAAA